GAGAGAGAGCGAGAGAGAGAGAGAGAGAGAGAGAGAAGAAAGGGGGGGUGAGGGAAUGUUGGACUGCAAUGGAGCAGAAUGCCAUACAGUGGUUAGGCCCCCCGUGCUGCCUCCGAGGCUCCUUUGCCUUCUACAAGUCGGUGAGCUGCAAGCCCGAGGAUGGUGGCCCCGCGAAGGUCUGGAGACUGGGAGAGUUCUACUAUGUUCGCUGUGGCCCUCAGGAGCCCGUGUGUAUCGCUGAGAUCACUCUGCUGUGGGAGGAUCAGAGACAGCGUCACCCUCUGGCCAGCUCCAGACUCUAUUACCUUCCAGAGGACACGCCCAAGGGCAGAACUAAGGAGCACGGGGAGGAUGAAGUCAUCGGUGUCUCUAAGAAGGUCGUGGUGCGAGUGGAGCAUCUGGUGAAAUGGACCUGUCCGGACCCACCUCAGUGGAAACGGAACACCAAAAAGAUCCAUGUACUCAAUGGUUCCCCCUGUAUUACAGAUCCAGAGGAAGUGAAAACCAAGGAUGAACUUUCGGGAGUUCAGCACAGGGUUAAAGUGCUCAGUUACCCGCAGUACUGCCGCUUUCGCUCCCUGCAGAAACGGAUCCAGAGCCACGCUGGCUGGUCCAGUCCUCAAGACCCUCAUCUCCUGGCUUUGGGCUGGAUCAAAAUGACCCUACACAACACCCGAAUCCUGUACUGCAGAGACACUUUCAGCCAUCCGAGUCUAGGCACCAACGCAAGUUUAAUACCCGAGUUCGGAUGCCUCUCCGUAAGCCUGAAGGGACGACCGAGGAAAAGACGGGGCCGAGACGGCGACGGAACCGAUCAGCAAAGCCUCAACCAUUCCGAGUCCUGGGGAGAGAGAAGGAAGGAGAGUGUCAUGAGCAAUGUGGAGACGAUCGAGGGGAACUGGCUUCCUCAUCCUGAGGAGAAGAUCUUUCUGGAUCAGCUGUAUGUCUUCAUGGAGCGUAGAGGAUCCCCCAUCUCCAAGGUUCCCAACCUGGGCUUCAAGAAGAUUGAUCUCUUCCUAAUGUACUCGAUUGUCAACAAGCUGGGAGGAUAUGAAGCAGUGACGUCCCGGCGCUUGUGGAAAGUGGUUUAUAACGAGCUAGGAGGGAGUCCAGGCAGUACCAGUGCUGCCACAUGUACCAGAAGACAUUAUGAAAAGUUGAUGCUGCCGUACGAGCAGCACAUAAAAGGAGGAAAUCAACAGCCGAGCAAACCCAAAGCUCCGGUAGCUUCGGCUGCGUCUAUCCGAAAGCCUGUGCGUGGGAGAAUUCCUAGCGCUCCAAGGAAGAACGGGGUCACUAGUCAGGCAGCACCACCAGCAGAUGGCGCCAGGGUGCGAAAAAGAGGGCGGCCUCCUGGGAAACGGACCGUUAAAGUUUUGGGUCGGGGCAGAGUUGGUAGACCUCCAUCGCACGCUAAAACUUCAAGUGAGAAGGCGGUGAGUAAAGUUGCCCAGCCGAUCACGGUCAUCCAGGAACUAAGGAUUUCUUCAGCACCCACGGAUACCGCCCACACACCCCAGCAGCAUAAAGCUGAGGAAGAUCUAAAGGUGAAACAGGAGAACGAACCUUCAGCUCCUUGCUUAUUGGCUGGACAAUCUAAGCUGCAGAUGGGACGCUCGGUAGAAGGGUUCAGCCCGACUAAGGGGAUGUGUCCCCUGGAUUUCUUCAGGGCUCAUUUGGGCCUCAGUGGCGCGAGCAGUCCGGUGAGAACUCAGGAGGCCUCGAUCACAAGCCAGACCAAAGCCAGGAGUCCAGAAACGCCGGAGAAUUUGCAGCACCAGUGUUCUGGGUGCAACUCGGCGCAUCCUUCUUGGACUGGAGGCCCAAGAGAGGGCCUGACUGCCAGACCUCAGCUGCCUCCGCUGAAGAUCCUCCCGCUGGACAUCGAUUGCAGUCUUCAGCUGCACCAGUUGAUGCACACCCGCCUCGGCUCGGCACACAUGAACACGUUCACCAAGCGUCUCUCCGAAGCGUUGGCUCAGGAUCUUAGCAAGACCAACGGCCACGCCCUGCCCGUUUCUCAGGAGCAGGCUGUGCCUCUCAACCUGAGCAAGAAGCCCACAACCAAGAGGUCUUCAGAUGACGCGGAUUCCCAGUGGCAAAGAGACUCCGAGGCCAAGCGGCUGAAGAUGGAACCCGUAGACCUUCGUCUGACUCUAAAGCAGAACGGAGGUUCCUCAGGACAGACGUCGGUCCAGGAUGAGCCAGCUGACCUGAGUUGUCCACGCAGGGCCAGGGCUCUUCAGGACAGGACUAGCUUAGUCUCGACUGGAUCUCAGGAUUCCCAUUUAUCUCCAAAAGCUGACCUUAAUCCUUCCACAGACUCCGUUUUCCCUUUGAGCGUCGUCUCGUCAUCGGGCGCUGCUCUGAAAUGGCAGGAAAACGACUUGAACCCCGUGGACCUGAAGUUAGGCGAGACCCCCGAGAGAAUUCUGGUUAAUCAGAACACGGAAUCCUGCCCUAAAAGCGAGCAACGUGCUCCUUACACGGAUUCCAACACAAGGGAUUAUAAAGUUCCUUCUCUUUUUUCCAAGCCUUCACAAAGCUGUUGACCUGCAGGCAUGAACAUGAGUCUGCCUAAAAAAAAAAAAAAAAUCUAUUCCUCACUCCUCUCUGCACACUUUAAUAGUAAUACUGUUCCUUCACUCGUUUUAUGCAGUCAGCCAAUCAUGUUGCAGCACAGCUUCAGUAAAUGUUCGAAUCAAGCAUCACCAUGGAGAUAUCCGGUUUGGACCAGUCCGCGCGCAAGCCGGCCUCGGAUUCCCGUUCUCGCCUGACGGGAGCGGAACCCGAUACGGUUUUCUGCCGUCGUAGCUCAUCCGCCUCAGGAUACCGCGUGUUGAGAUGCUUUUCUGCUCACCACGCCUGUACAGGGUGGUUAUUCGAGUUUCCGUAGCUCGAACCGUACCCGAAGCGCUUGGUCUAUAUCUGCAUGAUUGUAUGCAUUGUGCCGCUGCUACCUGAUUGGCUGAUUUUCGUAUAAUCCGCAUUAACGAGCAGGGUUCCUAUUAUUAAAGUGACCGGUUGGACAAUCCCGUUUCUUUGCAGAAUGUCUGAAACACUACUACUGUACUCCUCCUUUAUAUCUGUGGUUUUUAACAAAAGACCAGUCGUCUUAUGCGGUCGGAGAACUUUUGAUCUAUUUUAGCGUAUUUUAUUAUUUUAUUGCAGGACUUGUGCAUCGGCCUCGAGCGGCCCAGCCAACGAAGGUGGUUUCACGUGACUUGGGGAACGUUUUCGGUUUUGUUCUCUACGUGUACGGUGCUUGUUUUGGCGAUACAGGAAUUCCGAGUCGUAUAUUUUUAAGAUAACUUGCAAAUGUCACGUUGUAAGUCGCAAACAAGCGUCGUUAACUUAAAAAGGCAAUUCCGCAGGAAUUGGACGGCUACUGUAGUUUGUUUAUAUUUGGUCAUUUUACGGUCAUGAAUACGCUAUUAAGCUUUAUCGUUAGUGCGUUAUAAAUUGUAAACCAUAUAUUUUUUUUCCAUUUUUUUAAAAAAAAUUUAUUUCUUGAGGUGCUGUUGAUUUUACGGUUCAAGUCUUUUUUUUUUUUUUUUUUUGUAUUUUUUAAAUUUUUAUUUUAUUUUAAUUUUAAAUACAUUCUCAUUUUCCUCUGUUAACCGAAAGCUAACGUUGCUGUAAGCAUUUGCGGAGUGUCCUGUUUGGUGGUUGUUAAUAUUGAACUUGUGCAAUUAGUAAAUUUUUUUUUCUUUUUUUUUUUUAAUUUUAUUUAUAAGUUUUUAAGGGUCCAGCGAGAGCUUAAAAUUAAGGGCAUAUAUAUAAAAAUAUACACUCUUCCUGAACAUGUUUACAGAGCAGACGAUACAGAGACGUUGGGAGUUUCUUAAACAGGUGUGUUUCUGACCAUGCAAUAAUUUAAUGUGAUUGUGAAAUCUAAAGUUUCAAUUGGAUUUUAGAAAUAUUAUUAUUAUUAUUAUUAUUAUUAUUAUUAUUAUUAUUAUUAUAAUAAAAGAAGAAUAUGGCUUGUGAUAUACUUUGCAGAUUGGAAAAUGCCUGGAUCAGUUUAUUUUAAUAAAAUGAAAAGAGAAAAAAUACUUUAUUGACUAAAUUAUUCCAAAAUCCAUGCAGUUGAAUCGUUGGUUUCAGCACGGUGCCUUAUUUUCUCUCUCUCUCUCUCUCUCUCUCUCUCUCUCUCUCUCUCACAUUUAUUUUUCUGCCUUUGGUCAUCAAUGGUUUACAGCGUGUAAGUGAGCAGAAUAAAUGACACUUUGAUGCUUUAAUUCAACAGCACUGUUUAAUACGUGUGACAUUAAGCCGUUGGUAUAUUUAAUUUUUUUUAAUUUUAUUUCAGUGAAACGGCUUUUGAUUUCAAUUCCGAAGCUGAUUGAAAGCUAGCUUUGGUCCUCACUGACUGUUGUUGACGCAGUGCUUGCUGGAUUUAGCUGCUUUCAGACCCAUGCUGAUGAAUGUGGAUCAUCCAGUCCUGUCUUAUUUGUUGUCACCACAAACAUAAAAAUCUAACUUCCUGCUAAAUGAUACUGUGGACUGUUAUAUAGGAACACUCCAUAUACAUAUAUAUUAGAUAGAUACUCUCUAUCUUUUACAAGAUGUAUUUAAAGGAACCGAUGACAGUCGAUGAAGACCAUUACAACACUGAAUAUUUAUAAUAAAAAUGUUACUCUCA
Ictalurus furcatus (blue catfish) is the source of this 4645-nucleotide messenger RNA. RefSeq lists its product as uncharacterized. Gene Ontology annotation, molecular function: transcription cis-regulatory region binding. The record is from RefSeq and is a predicted model, not a curated record. Bases 69 to 2552 code for a protein of 827 amino acids. NCBI's taxonomy places the organism in Eukaryota, Metazoa, Chordata, Actinopteri, Siluriformes, Ictaluridae. The transcript has 10 exons. Gene Ontology annotation, biological process: regulation of transcription by RNA polymerase II. Gene Ontology annotation, cellular component: nucleus.